This is a messenger RNA of Nipponia nippon (crested ibis), 1041 nucleotides long. Lineage: Eukaryota; Metazoa; Chordata; Aves; Pelecaniformes; Threskiornithidae. The record is from RefSeq and is a predicted model, not a curated record.
AUGAGAAGCCCUGAGGAUUCUGACGUGCGCUGUGAGUGCCUGGUUAAGGAAUGCUGCUCUCGUACGUUUCACGUGCGAUCAAGUCAAACAGGGCCUCGUAACCUGGUGUUACGUGGCUUUUGCACUGUUAAAGGCGUGGUGCUUGCAGUGCGGGUAACUUACUGCUCUGGUUCUGAAUUUGUUUUCCAUGUCUGUAGAUCAGAGAAGCCCAACUGGGAUUACCACGCAGAGAUACAAGCUUUUAGCCACCGGCUACAUGAAAAUUUUUCUUUGGAUCUUCUCAAGACUGCAUUUAUUAAUUCUUGUUAUAUUGAAAGUGAAGAGGCAAGACGCCGAGAGCUUGGGCUAGACAAAGAAACGGUUGCUCUUAAUCUACAAGAUAACAGUAAACUUGCUGAACAAGGGAUGUCUUUUUCGCGUUCUUACCUGACGCAGUGCUUUGAAGGUGCCUACCCAGAUUUACCGGCAGAGGGGAUAGGAGCACUUGUUGAUUUUCUUACCAGUCAGGAACUUGUUUCUUAUGUGGCUCAAAACCUGUCUGUACAGGACCUGACGCUUUGCAAAGAGUUUCCUGUCCCACCAAAUGUGCUACAGAGGACGUUCUUUGCUGUAAUAGGAGCCUUGCUCGAUAGCAGCGGGCCUGAGAAAACAGGGAUCUUUGUCAGGGAUUUUUUUAUUCCCCAACUGAUUGGAAAAGACCUGUUUGAGAUCUGGAAAGUUGUAAAUCCUAUGGGCCUACUAGUGGAAGAACUGACCAAGAGGAAUAUCUCUCCUCCAGAACCAAGAAUUACCAGGCAGUUGGGCGUCAGCACCGUUCUGCCGCUGUACUUUGUUGGGUUGUACUGUGAUAAGAAGAUUAUAGCUGAAGGUCCUGGUGAAACGCUGCUUGCUGCAGAGGAAGAAGCUGCCCGCGUGGCACUGCGGAAGCUAUAUGGGUAUACAGAGAACAGGAGACCUUGGGAUUACUCGAAACCCAAACAAGGACUGGCAGCUGCAAAGGCUAUCAGUACUUCAUUUUCCCCCCAUCUUUUGGCCGCUUAA